AUGAUAUUUGAAGCUUUCAGAAGUCUUGAAAGAAUUCGGUCUGCAACAGUCUACAUCAGACCAUUCAUUUUUUUCAAGAAUGAUCAAGCUGGUUUCUUUGGAAUUGUUGUGUACGUUGAUGAUAUCUUAGUGGCCACUUCUAAUCCUGAGAUGACAGAAGACUUCAAGAGCUUUCUAUCACAACAUUUUAAAUUCAAAGAUCUAGGAGUCCCUAAGUACUUUCUUAGAGUUGAAAUAGCAAGAAACAAGAAAGGAAUUUUGAUCUCUCAGAGAAAGUAUGUGAUGGAUUUGCUGAGAGACACUGGGAUGCUAGGAUGCAAGCCUUCAGCAGUGCCCAUGGAUCCAUUAAAGAAGUUAAGAAUGGACUCAGGAAAGCCCAUGGAAGAUGCUUCAAAAUAUAGGAGACUCAUUGGCAGGCUGCUAUACUUGUGCAUUACUAGGCCAAAUGUGACCUUUGUUGUCCAUAAAUUGAGUCAAUAUGUAUCCAAUCCCACUGAUGAACAUUGGGAGGUUGCAGAGAAGGUUCUGAGAUACUUAAAGGGAACUUCGGGCCAUGGAUUAUUCUACUCAAGUAACUGCAAAAUCAGCCUUAGUAUCUUCUCUGAUGCAGAUUGGGCUUCAUGCCAAGAUACAAGGAAAUCGAUGACAUGGUAUUGUCUAUAUCUUGGAAGCUCUUUGAUAUCUUGGAAGGCCAAGAAACAGAACACCAUUUCUAGAUCAUCAGCUGAAGCUGAGUAUAGAGCAAUGGCACAAGCUACAUGUGAGGUGGUAUGGUCCAUAGCUCUACUUGCUGAUUUUGGAAUCAAAGUUGAGAAGGUUGUACCUCUAUACUGUGACAAUCAAUCAGCCAUAUACAUAUGCUCCAAUCCGGUAUUCCAUGAAAGAACAAAGCAUAUUGAAAUCGAUUGUCAUACUGUGAGGGAAGGGUUCUUGGAAGGAGUUGUCAAGCCCCUACACAUCAGAAAUAAUUUGCAAGUUACUGAUAUCUUCACUAAGGCUUUAGGACCAAUGGCUUUUCAUUCUAUACUUAACAAGAUGAAUUUUGAGAGCCUCUACAAUCCAUCUUGA
This is a messenger RNA of Salvia splendens (bonfire salvia), 1068 nucleotides long. RefSeq lists its product as uncharacterized. The record is from RefSeq and is a predicted model, not a curated record. The coding region runs from base 1 to 1068 and encodes 355 amino acids. The transcript has a single exon. NCBI's taxonomy places the organism in Eukaryota, Viridiplantae, Streptophyta, Magnoliopsida, Lamiales, Lamiaceae.